Molecule: messenger RNA, 1263 nt
Organism: Mangifera indica (mango)
Lineage: Eukaryota; Viridiplantae; Streptophyta; Magnoliopsida; Sapindales; Anacardiaceae
Product: 60S ribosomal protein L5-like
Exons: 9
Coding region: 152-1045 (297 amino acids)
Biological process (GO): ribosomal large subunit assembly; translation
Cellular component (GO): cytosolic large ribosomal subunit; ribosome
Molecular function (GO): 5S rRNA binding; structural constituent of ribosome
Source: RefSeq, a predicted model, not a curated record
ACCACUAGGAAAAUGAAUCUGAGCCGUUUAUCUGAUCAUCUCUUAGGUCACUCACAGUUCUAGGGUUUAUAUAUCAGUCUCCCCCAUCCCUGUAAUUCAGUAGCCGUUUCUUCUUCUUCUUUCACUUCCUUCUCGCACCCCAGCUUCAGCAAUGGCCUUUGUGAAGGCUCAUAAGACCAGGGCUUACUUCAAGAGGUUCCAGGUCAAGUACAAGAGAAGAAGAGAGGGGAAGACCGAUUACAGGGCAAGGAUUCGAUUGAUUAACCAGGAUAAGAACAAGUACAACACUCCAAAGUAUCGCUUUGUUGUGAGAUUUACUAACAAGGAUAUCAUUGCACAAAUAGUAUCAGCCAGUAUUAUCGGUGAUUCAGUUCUUGCUUCAGCAUAUGCCCAUGAGUUACCUAUGUAUGGGCUUGAAGUAGGUCUUACAAACUAUGCUGCAGCUUAUUGCACUGGACUUCUCUUGGCCCGCCGUGUCUUGAAGAAGCUUGAGAUGGAUGAUGAGUAUGAAGGAAAUGUGGAGGCUACUGGAGAGGAUUACUCUGUUGAGCAAGGUGACGGCAGGAGGCCAUUCCGUGCUUUUCUGGAUGUUGGGCUGGUUAGAACUACAACUGGUAACCGUGUUUUUGGUGCUCUAAAGGGAGCUUUGGAUGGUGGGCUGGACAUUCCUCACAGCGACAAAAGGUUUGCUGGCUUCUCAAAGGACAGUAAACAGCUUGAUGCUGAGCUGCACCGAAAGUAUAUCUAUGGUGGUCAUGUUGCUUCAUACAUGAGAACUUUGAUGGAAGAUGAACCAGAGAAGUAUCAGUCUCACUUUAGUGAAUACAUCAAGAAAGGAAUUGAUGCAGAUGGCCUGGAGGCACUGUACAAGAAGGUACAUGCUGCUAUCCGUGCAGAUCCUACUGCCAAGAAAUCAGCAAAGCAGCCUCCCAAGGAGCACAAGAGGUAUAACUUGAAAAAACUCACAUACGAGGAGAGGAAGGCAAAAUUGAUAGAAAGAUUGCAAGCCCUCAACUCUGCUGUUGAUGAGGACGAUGAUGAGUGAAAAGUGUAGGCCUGUUUAAGCUAAAAUAUUGUGAAUCACUUAUAUUAAGUAUUACACAUUUUGCUUUCAUGCAGUUAGAACCAAAUUGUUUUCUCAAGUUAUUUUUGUCCUUAUUUCGCAUUUUGCAGCUUGGAGAUUUCAUGUUAGAUUAUAACGGUGUUUUGAAUAUUCUUUAGCUUGGUAUGAAAUGAAGUUUCAGUUUUGUUUAGUAUCAAAAA